Planococcus citri (citrus mealybug) is the source of this 1617-nucleotide messenger RNA. Its product is annotated as medium-chain specific acyl-CoA dehydrogenase, mitochondrial-like. NCBI's taxonomy places the organism in Eukaryota, Metazoa, Arthropoda, Insecta, Hemiptera, Pseudococcidae. Gene Ontology annotation, cellular component: cytoplasm; mitochondrion. Gene Ontology annotation, molecular function: medium-chain fatty acyl-CoA dehydrogenase activity; flavin adenine dinucleotide binding. Gene Ontology annotation, biological process: medium-chain fatty acid catabolic process. The transcript is spliced from 11 exons. The record is from RefSeq and is a predicted model, not a curated record. Bases 140 to 1393 code for a protein of 417 amino acids.
CUACUUCAUAUUUACCAGUUGUUGUGAUACAUUAACCGGUUGAAGUUGUACGAUAUACUUGAUUCGAGUACUUUUAGAAUUUAAUUUAAUAUUCGUCGUUGUGAUCGUCGUGUCAUCGGUUGUUCAAAAAAUAACUAAAAUGAUGUUAACAAAACAGAUUUUACAAAAUGCUAUUAAUCAACAAGCACCUAGAAUUUUUAGCAAGAAAUUCUCAGAUAGUGCAAGUUCAGGAGUAUCCUUCACAUUAUCAGACACAUCUCGUGAACUUCGAGAGCUCGUUAGGAAAUUUGCCAGAGAAGAAAUAAUUCCAAAGGCUGCAGAAUACGAUCGAACUGGUGAAUAUCCAUGGGAUAUUGUAAAGAAAGCUCACGAAAUUGGUAUCCUGAACAGCAGCAUACCUGCCAGUAUCGGUGGCAUGGAAUUAAACGUAUUCGACAGUUGCUUGAUUAGUGAAGAAUUAUCCUACGGUUGCGCCGGAAUCACCACAGCUAUUAAAGCCAAUACACUGGGACAAACUCCUGUUAUAAUUGCGGGAAAUGACGAACAGAAAAAGAAGUACCUUGGACGAUGCAUCGAUGAACCUAUCGUAGCUGCAUACUGCGUCACUGAACCUGGUGCAGGUUCAGAUGUAAAUGGAAUAAGGACAAAAGCCCAGAAAGUAGGUGAUGAGUAUAUUUUAAAUGGACAAAAAAUGUGGAUAACGAAUGGCGGUGUAGCAAGCUGGUACUUCGUUCUCGCUAGAACAGAUCCUGAUCCAAAAGCCCCUGCUGGUAAAGCAUUCACUGCUUUUGUGGUCGAUAGAGAUUCUCCAGGAUUGACUCCAGGAAGAAAGGAAAAAAAUAUGGGCCAACGUGCUUCUGACACACGAGGUAUUACUUUCGAAGAUGUUCGAGUUCCUAAAGAGAAUGUUUUGGGAGCAGAAGGAGCAGGAUUUAAAAUCGCUAUGAGUACUUUCGAUAAAACGAGAACACCUGUUGCUGCUGCUGCGGUUGGAUUAGCUCAAAGGUGUUUAGACGAAGCAACCAAAUAUUCCCUGGAACGUAAAACUUUUGGAGUUCCUAUUGCUCAUCAUCAGGCUAUAGCGUUCCUUUUGGCAGAUAUGGCAAUUGGUGUCGAAAGUGCUCGUUUAGUGUAUUACAAAGCAGCCUUAGAAGUAGACCAAGGAGCUCGUAAUUCAUAUUAUGCUUCGAUUGCCAAAGCUCUUGCUUCGGAUGUUGCGAAUAAAUGUGCUUCGGAUGCUGUACAGGUAUUUGGAGGAAAUGGUUACAAUACGGAAUACCCAGUCGAAAAGCUAAUGAGAGAUGCGAAAAUCUAUCAAAUUUACGAAGGAACGUCUCAAAUUCAAAGAAUGAUCAUUUCAAGAGCUAUAUUAGAUAAAGCAAAAAAUAGCUAAAUUUUUAAUACCUUCCAAAGGUUUUAAUGUUAUUCUUUUUUUUAAAAAAUUGAGUCAUUUAUUAUAAGAGGAGGUACCUAGGUCCUUAUAAAUAGACUGUGUAUAACUAUUUAUAUUGUACAUUUUUGUUUUUAUUUUCUUUUUCUUUUGGUCAUUAAUGUAUUUUUGAUACCUACUACUUGAAAUAUUAUGAAUUUUUAUUAAAAAUAUUUUCUUUCUUGUUA